UCUGGGCGGGAACAAAAACUUUGGACUCGGGAGCGGAUAAUAAAUAUAUCUGAACAAAGAGACAAAUGUUUCCUCUCUUGUUUUUGGCCUACGUCGUGGCUGUCAAGGUUUUCAAGAAAACCACCCCGAAUGGGAAGGUCACCGUCUACCUCGGCAAACGAGAUUUCAUAGAUCAUCUCGAUCAUUGUGAACCUAUCGAUGGCGUAGUUGUAGUUGAAAAUGAUUAUCUCCAGGGUCGCAGAGUUUACGGUCAGAUCAUCACGACCUACCGCUAUGGACGCGAGGAGGACGAGGUCAUGGGCGUCAAGUUCAGCAAGGAGAUGGUGCUCCUCCGGGAGCAGAUCGUCCCCGUGAAGAAGGAGAAGCAGGAAGCAACUCCAAUCCAGGAGCGCCUCCUCAAGAAACUCGGGCCCAAUGCCUUCCCCUUCACCUUCCAAUUCCCCCAGAACUCCCCCAGCUCAGUGACCCUCCAGCCCGGUGAGGACGACCAGGGCAAGCCCUUAGGUGUCGAGUACACUCUCAAGGUGUUCGUCGGGGAGAAUGAGGAGGAGAAAACUCACAAGCGAUCGACCAUUGCCCUUGCCAUCAAGAAACUCCAGUUCGCCCCCAUCUCACGCGGACGUAGACUCCCCAGCUCCCUUGUCUCCAAGGGCUUCACUUUCUCACAGGGUAAACUCAACUUGGAGGUGACCCUUGAUAAGGAGAUCUAUUAUCAUGGUGAGAAAAUCGCUGCCAAUGUUGUCAUCACUAACAACUCCCGCAAAGCUGUGAAGAACAUCAAGAUGUUUGUUGUCCAACACUGCGAAGUCACAAUGGUAAACACCCAGUUCUCUCGCCACGUAGCGAGUCUGGAGACACGAGAGGGCUGCCCCAUCACCCCCGGUGCCAACUUCACCAAGCAAUUCUACCUCGUGCCCCUCGCCAGCAGCAACAAGGACCGCCGUGGCAUCGCCCUCGAUGGACACCUCAGGGACGACGACGUCAACCUCGCUUCGUCCACCCUCGUUGCUGAGGGCAAAUGCCCAGCUGAGGCCAUGGGUAUCAUCAUCUCCUACUCCGUGAGAGUGAAACUCAACUGCGGAACACUCGGAGGAGAACUCGUGACUGAUGUGCCACUGAAACUCAUGCACCCAGCGCCUGGUGCCGUUGAACGUGAGAAGGCUCAGAUCAAAAAGAUGAAGAGCGUGGAUCGUGCACGCUACGAGAACUCGUGCUACGCCAACGACGACGACGACAACAUCGUCUUCGAGGACUUUGCUCGUCUCCGUCUGAACGAGCCCGAGUAACCAGACAACACGAUUGAUAAUAAACAUGAUUAAAUGAUAAAAAAACGGGUCAGAGACACCUGAUUACUCUGAAAGGACGGGAUGAAAUGACUGUUCAUCUCUCGUCCUCAGCAUCCAGAGGCCUUUUCCAUUCAUCGAGGAAUUAAAGUAUUAAAUAUAAUUAUCAGGAUUGUAUUAUCUUCAUGGUGCUGUUAAUUAAAUUGCCACUGGAGUCCUCUCAGAGUAAUCAGCUGCCACAAUAGCAGAUAAAACGCGUGAACAGUGAAAGGUAAACAAAAUUUGAAAAUUAAGAAAAAAUUAAUGAAAUAAGUGCUCUGGAUUUUCGAUUAGUAAUUAUGGAAAAGGUAUUCAAUUAAGAACAAAAAUUACGGAAAAACUACAAAAAAGAAGAAAAAAAAUAGUAAAACUAGAAAUAAAAAUAAUAUUUAAUCGUCUCUGAAUUUUCAUUCGAUGGUGGUGGUCGAAUGGAAAUUCCACUGACUAAUGAGACGAUGAAAAAAAAAAAAAAUACACUGAAGUGAGCUUAAGUAUUGUACCCCCUUUUAAGUUUUAAAAUAACUUUUCCCGUUUUUCCAGAAGUGACUAUUAUUCUUUCUUAAUUUAAUUCAUUUCAUAUUUAAUGGAUAUUUAUUCAAUUUAUUUAUGAAAAAAUGAAUACUAUGUUGAUGCCUUGUAUUGUUGAAUUAAAUGUUAUCUGUUAGAAAGAGAAAAAAAUAUAAAAGACCAAUCAAAAAAAGACUAGUUUAUCCUCAUGCAUUGAACUAGUUAUUUUUCGCAGAAUCCAAACCUCUGGGGAUCAGUGAUGAACAGAAUAUUCAGUAAACGUUAUAUUCAAUUUAUUUUGUUUCAUACAAAAAAUGGAUACAUCGGUCGAUCGAUGAAACAUCAAAAAUAUAGAAGUUGGGAUGAAGAAUGAAAGACUUUGAAUCUUGGGGAGGAGAAUUAGUCGAACAUGUGGGAGUAGUAUUCCUGAUAGGUUUGGAUGUAUGCCUCUUUCUCAGCUGGUGUCAUGGCAUCUGUCAAUGCCUCGUUGACUUCUGUUAUUGGUACUGUUCUUCCACCGACAAUCACUGUUGGUAUCGCAUCGUCGUCGUCUGAUUCCAUCACUUCGACGUCACCUGGAAUUAUUAUUAAUUAUCUUAUUGGUUAUUCAUAGACACAUGACAUGAAUCCCAAAAAUGAGAAAAUAAUGUCAAAAUAUUCCGGGUAAUUUCCAGAUAUUUCUAGAAUUUUAAAAACUUUUGAAAAAUGUCGAAGAAUUCGAAGAACUGUUUAACGAGAAUUGGAGGUUUAGAUACUAAAUAAUAAAAGUAAUGAAUAUUGAUAAAUCUAAAUGAUUAAGUGGAAAAAUUGAUGAAUAGUGAAUAAAUGAUUACGAAGAUGA
Messenger RNA from Diachasma alloeum, 2670 nucleotides. RefSeq names its product arrestin homolog (gene Arr2). Lineage: Eukaryota; Metazoa; Arthropoda; Insecta; Hymenoptera; Braconidae. The transcript is spliced from 6 exons. Gene Ontology annotation, biological process: signal transduction; G protein-coupled receptor internalization. Gene Ontology annotation, cellular component: cytoplasm. Bases 66 to 1286 code for a protein of 406 amino acids. Gene Ontology annotation, molecular function: G protein-coupled receptor binding. The record is from RefSeq and is a predicted model, not a curated record.